Messenger RNA from Chenopodium quinoa (quinoa), 636 nucleotides. RefSeq lists its product as uncharacterized. Lineage: Eukaryota; Viridiplantae; Streptophyta; Magnoliopsida; Caryophyllales; Amaranthaceae. Bases 1 to 636 code for a protein of 211 amino acids. The transcript has a single exon. The record is from RefSeq and is a predicted model, not a curated record.
AUGGCUCCAUAUGAGGCUUUGUAUGGUAGGAAGUGUCGUAGUCCUACUUGUUGGAGCGGCAUAAGUGAUUCACUAAUUUUGAGCCCGGAUCUGAUUCAGGAAACUAUUAAGCAGGUAAGAGUGAUCUGUUCCAAAAUGAAGGCUGCGCAAGAUAGGCAAAAGACUUAUGCGGAUCUGCGUCGUAAGGGUAUUUCUUAUGAGGUUGGGGAUAAGGUUUUGUUGAAGGUAUCUCCGAUGAAGGGGGUGAUGCAUUUCGGGCAGAAAGGCAAGCUUAGUCCGAAGUAUGUAGGCCCUUACCAGGUGUUGGAAGGAAUUGGUGAAAUGGCUUAUCGGUUAGCAAUGCCGCCGAAUCUCUUAAAGGUUCAUGAUGUUUUUCAUGUGUUGCAAUUGCAAAGGUAUCGUAGUGAUCCUUCUCAUGUGAUUCCAGUUGAUUCGGUUACAAUUGAGCCGAACUUGACUUUUAAGGAGUGGCCAGUUAAAAUUCUAGAUCGUCAAGAUCGCACGCUUCGAAGGAAAGUGGUCCCUUUGGUCAAAGUACUAUGGAGAAGUCAGAAACAUGAAGAGGCUACUUGGGAAACCGAAGAGUUUAUGAGACGAAAGUAUCCCGAGCUUUUUGACGCUAGUAUCGAGCCUUAG